AGUUUUCAGAACAGAAAACGUUUUUAUUCAGUGUCUGAAGUGGUUUGGGUAUCCAUGUAAACGUUUUUUGGGAUAUUCAUAUUUAAUGACUAUAUUGAACGCGGGUCUCGUCAAAUAAAUGUAUCGUCAAUCAGAAUCAUGAACACGACGGUGCAAUCACAGACUCUUCAAUUGUUUACGUUUCUUUUUGUGAUAGUGUUUUGGUUUGGAACAACUUCUGCAUAUUUAAAUCCACACAAAGAUCCAAAUAUUUGUGGACGACCAAUAUGUAAUCCUACUAGAAAGUUUAAUUUCACUCGAGACACAAUUUACGAGUACAAAUACACAGUCGAUAUAAAAACAUUGUUUGCUGGAUCGAGUAAAAAUGAAUCAAAACUAUAUAUUACAUCAUUGGCAUCGAUUACAUUUAUCACAGAAUGUGAGGCGGUUUUACGAGUUAGCGACAUAAAAUUAAGCGAAGAACCUGAUGGAUACGAUCGCGAGGAAGAUUUGGAUAUUGAAAGUCCUGAACAUCCACAUUCUAGUCGAUUUGCAAGUGAUAUUGAACAAUAUCAAUUACGAUUUGCAUUUCAUGAUGGUCAGAUAUCAGAAAUUUGUCCAGAAUAUGAUGAAUCGAAUUGGGUGUUGAAUUUUAAACGUGGUUUGUUGUCAAUGUUCCAAAAUACGAUGGAACGUUUUGACAUGGAUCACACGUCUUUGGAAACAGAUAUUAAUGGAGUUUGUAACACAGAUUAUUUAUUAAAUGGAGCGCAAGAAUCCAGUUUGGUUAUUGAUAAAAAGAAGGACAUUAAUUCAUGCCAGAAUCGUUAUAAACAUCAUUCGAUUUUACAAACAGUUCCUUAUCAUUUUCGCUCGGGCUCAAACCAAAUACCUAUCAUGCAAUCAACAAGCGAAUGUACAAUGGUAAUCGACCACUCAAUUUACGUAAACAUAAUAUGUAAUGAACGUCACAUGUUCAAACCGUUCUCAAAUCAAGAAUCUGGAGCCACAACAAUUACACGCCAACAAUUACAAUUACAACGAGAGGGUAUGGUAUCCCCCGAAGAUAUCGACAUGAUUGGAUCAAGGAAAUCAUUGUUAUACGAUCACUUACCAACACCAAAAAUCAGUUCGGGUGAAUUGAAACACUCCAGAAGUAUGCUCAAAGAUAUGUGUACGUACAGCAAAGGCGACAUACAAAUUGAGUUUAGUGAUGUGUUCUCGAAAUUUAUUCAAUACGCACGAUUGUUGCCAUAUUCAACACUGCACUUGUUGUACAGUCGCUCACAUCAAAUUUGUGAAACCGGAAAGAAGCAUAUUUUGGAUGCACUUCCAUUUUUGGGUACAGAUGCGUCUGUUCAAGUCAUGAAGGAUAUAAUUUUAUCCAAAGAAGUUGAUGAAAUCACAGCUAAAGAAUGGUUAUUUUCAUUUGCAUUUAUUCCACGACCAACCCUUACAAUGUUGGAUGCAAUGACCCAACUUUUGCAACAAGAAAAAAUGGAGUUAGUUUUACCGCUGAGUGUUGGUACCAUGGUUCAUAUGUACUGUCGUUGGGCCCCAGAUUGUGAAUAUGAGGAAAUCGUUCGGAAUAUCGUAACAAACAUCGAAGAGAAUAUCCGAAAAAAUUAUAAGAGUCGUUUUAAUGAACGAAUAACACGCGAUAAAUUAUUAAUCAACGUAAAAGGGUUGGGGAAUACUGGACUAAUAUCCGACGAUUUUGAAACAACUUUCAGGUCAAUGAUUAACGAUACCGAUUUACCAAUGGAAAUCCGUGUAGCGGUUGUAAACGCACAUCGUCGACAAGUUUGCAGCGAAAGUCAAGAUUUUUUCAUGAAACUGUAUACAAAUUUCGAUAUGGACACAGAAAUACGUAUUGCCGCAUAUUUACAAGCCAUGAAUUGUCCAAAUUAUGGUUUAUUACAAAAAAUUCGGCACACAUUAAUCGCGGAAGAAGUGAAUCAAGUUGGUAGUUUUGUUUGGACUCAUUUAACAAAUUUAUUGAAAUCAUCGGUACCAAGUCGAGUGGAAAUUCAAGGUCUAUUAUCCGACAAAGAUCUUGGUCGAAAAUUUAGUAGUGAUGUACGAAAAUUUUCCCAUAAUUACGAAGGUUCAUUGUUCUUUGAGGAGUACAACGCGGGUGGAAGUUACGAUAUAAACACAAUUUUCUCACCAAAAUCGUACGUACCCAGACAAUUAUCGCUAAAUCUUACAGCAUGUUUGUUUGGGGAAUCGAUUAAUUUAUUUGAGAUUAAUACACGUCACGAAGGUUUCGAGCAUUACUUGGAAACGUUGUUUGGACCAAAUCGAACAUUUAGUGCAAAAAAUAUUAAAGAGAAAAUAUCGAAAAUACGUUUUACUCGAAGUGUGGAUGAUAAUGAAGUUAUUCAGAAUCAAAUCGCAGCUUUACCGAAUGUUGUCGAAGAUAAUUUUGAUCAGCCACAAGUCACGUUUGGUAUGAAAUUCUUUGGGAAUGAAUUAAUGUAUAAUUCAUUUAUUGGGGAUCGUGAAAUUUAUAUGGGACUCCAAAAAUUGAAUGUGGCCAAUUAUUUGAAACGCAUUUUAUCUGGCAAGGAAAUUUCAUACAAUAAAGCCUUCGUAUUUUUGGAUACAAGUUACAUUGUACCAUCCGGAACAGGUUUACCCGUAACACUUAACGCAGCUGGAACAGCCGCUCUCAACUUAAAAAUGACUGGAAUGUUAAAAACCGAUAAUUUCAUGAAAACCGGUAUUUUGGAUUUGAAAGGACAUUUACGUCCAAGUAUGGCCGUCGAUGUAAUUGGAACAAUGUCCGUAGAUGCUUAUUACGCAAGUACUGGUAUCAAAUUAAAAUCGAAUUUGUAUUCAUCGUACGAUAUCGAAGGUGAUAUUAAAAUUCGAGGACCACAAUUAAUCAGUGUACAAUUUAAGUUGCCACAAAAGAAAACCGAAAUAUUUGGUGCCCAAUCCGAGUUGAUUAUCAUGAAAGGUGAUAAGGAAGAAUAUCAAAAUGAUGUUACCGGAGAUCCACUUAAACAAUCGUUCUGUACAUGGCCAAUUUUGGAUCGUACAAUCGGAUUAAAGAUGUGUACAGAUUUUAAGUUCCCAAAUGUUACGUCUGUACGAAAUCAUUCAUCCAGUUUUCUAUUUCAUGGACCCACAAAAAUUCGAAUGUAUGUCGAGAAAGCAGAUCCAACGGCUGAUGUAUAUUUCCUACAAUAUCGAUGGGAUAGAACACCGAAGCAGCAUUCGAUAAGUUUACACUUCGAUACGCCUGGAUCACGCGUUAAUCGUAUGACAAAUGCUAAUUUUACAUUGAAUUUGGAACACCAAAAUGUUUCGUUUAUUGUGACGUCGAAUAAAGAAAAAUUUUCUGCGUUGGGGCAUUAUAAGAAUACUGAGGAAGAAAAAAGUAUUGAGCUAUCUAUCGAUGUGGAUGGGAUGAAACAUUUUAAUGGUCAUCUUGGAUAUAAAAUUGAGCCGACUACGCACGGAAAUACGUAUUAUCCAAAAUUAUAUCUGGGUGUGAAUGAGGAACGAAUCGUUGAAUUAUCAGGAAGUUUACGCUGGCAAACAAAGAAAAAUGUCUCACAAUGUGAUGUCGAUGUAAAAUUCGAAACGAAAAAAUUAAAAGCACAAAUGUUUGGUUACAUAUCAAGAACCGAAAACUUUAUUGAAGCGAACAUCGAAAUGAAUUAUAAAUUUGACGAGAAAAAAGAAGAAAAUAUUAAAUUACAUUGUAAAUUAAGUCAAGUACGGAAAACGUUAUUUAAAUCGGUUACCGGUGAGCUACGAUUGGAAACAAGUGCAUAUCCACAUUUGAAUUUUAUAUCGGGUCUAAAAUAUCAGAAAGCAUCAGGUCAUAUUGAAUGUAAAAUUGAGAUGAAUAAUGGACCAAAAAUGGACUUAGAAGAAAAUAAACUAACAAUAUUAACCGUAUUCUCAUGCUUUAAAACAAACAAUGGUACGAAAUUAAAUACGUUCUUAGCGAUAACACGUCCAUCGAGUCAAGUCGACGUAAAAUUCCAAGUACAACAUUCUCAAAUGGGUGCGGAUACAAAUACCAGAGUUUUGGUACGGUAUGCCGAGAAAAAAGAAGUCAUUGUAACGUUAUACUUAUCGAUGCCAUAUAAGCCUUUGUUCGAAAUUGAUUUGGCGUUAAAUGUAACGGUUCCGUCGUUUACACCAAUGAUGAUCGAAGUACAAAUCGAUGAGAAACAUAAAUCAGUUUAUGACGUUCAUUUGAAAGGAGUUUGGUUUAGUGGGCAUAUGGCAACAGCCAAAGGACAUUACCAAGAUUGGACAACACCAACAAAAAGUGAACAUAUCGUAAAAUUACGAAUCGAAUCACCGAGUUUUACCGAUGUUUUAGCUGAUGCCCAAUAUUAUCGCGAUAACACUAAUUAUAAAAUUAAUGUCGAGCUACAACAUGAAGCUGAUAUUUAUGCGCUUCAAUUAAAGCAUCAAAUUCUAACAGCCACAGACAUUUUUUCGUAUGCUGCAAUCCAAUACAAACAGCAAAUUUAUUCGGCAUCAAGCACAAUCGAUAUCAAAGAUAAACGUCAAUUAACAUUGGAAUUACAUUUUGAUCAAUUACGUGAUAUUUACCUUCAAUUUAAGAGCGUAAAUCUAGCACAUCAUAAAUUUUUGGGUGGUGAAAUAAAAUGGGACUCAAAUCGUGAUCCCAGUCAAAAAUUGGGUGGUUCCCUGGAGUAUUUCCGAUAUGAUACGUAUAAUACAAGUGGUAACUUCCUAUUUACGUAUCCAGGACGUGCGAUUAAUGGACACUAUGCACUGGCGAUUCAAGAUACACAUGUUCGUAGUUCAGCACGAUUUGCCUGGCAUCCGACUAAAGUGAUUGAUGUUAUACUUAACAGCGAUUUUAAGCAUGAUAAUGAACAAAUUUUGCUGAAAUUACAUUCGGAAUUGCUGACUCCAUUUGUUUCGUGGGAAAAAACAUCGUUUAAUGGCGGGAUCUACCAUCGUGAUAAUUUGUAUCGAAUAAACGGAAGCGUUUAUUGGCGAUACGAUCAAUUUAUUUCGACCGAUUUGUUUACAAACUAUUCAAUCGGUCUGAACACAACUGAGGCAGAAUUUAAAACAUCGUUGCACAGUACGAUUCACGAUAUACCAUCAAUCGCAUGUAACCUCAAACAUUACCAGGAUAAUACGAAAUUGGAUCAAAAGAUUUAUUUAAUGUACAAUCCAAAUCAAAUAAUUGUACUAAAUAGUACAUGGAUCGUGGAAAAAGAGGUAGAAAAGGAUAAUUUCCUAGGAACAAUAUCCUUAUCAACACCAUUUGAUGGCUAUAAACGUGGUAUCCUACAAAGUAAAAUCAGUUUUACGGCUCAUCGUAAUAUCCAAGGAUACGCUAGUUUGGAUUUAGAUAAUCGUCAUUAUACGGCAACUUGUGAAGGUCAUCUAACGAAAUUAACACAUAAUUUAUUCGUGUUUAAUGUAACCACACCGAUGCCGAAGUAUAAGACAAUUCGAGGACGUUUUGGAAUAAAUGAAGAGGAACGUCAUUUAGAAGCAGUGAUUAAAUAUCCGGUUGGAGGUGUUGGAAUUGAGAUACUGUUCAAAGUGCAUAGUUUAUCCCAUUUUGAUAUAUUGUUGGAUCUUGGAACACCGUUAGAUUUUCUUACAAAAUUAUUGUUGAUUGCAAAACUUCAAGACGAUGCUCUUGAUUUCCGAGUUGGAUGGAACAAAUUGUUGGUAGGAUUUGCUGGCGUUUGGCGUUAUGAUGCAGUUGCAGACUUUGAGUAUGUUUAUAAACUUUACACUCCAAUUGAAGGUGUCGAAGAAAAUGGAAUUGUGGCUCGAUUUAUUUACGAUAAAGGAAUCGAUUCAGAAAUGUCAAUUCAACUGGCAAACACACGAUUAGGUUUCACGGUACUUGGUCAACCAAAACCAAAAAUCCUACAAGGUUUAGGAAUGAAACCAGCUAGUCCGAUCUUAUUAGAACCACGUCCACGAUACCGUGUUAUCGAUAGUGACGAAGAAGAAGAUGUCGGUGAUAAUUCCGAACCAGAGGAUGUUGACGAUGGACUAAGUUGGGCGGCUCAAGUCGAAGUAGAUAUCGCAAUUUAUCCAACAAUUAAAGGUGUUUUCGAUAUCGACGAAGUCGGUCCUUUGUACACGUUAAUCGCGACAAUAUCAUUACCUGAUGGUAACAUAGAUAUUCGGGACGAAUUUAACAUGGAAGAUGUGUUCACGAUGAACAAUCGAUUGUUGAUAACAACACCGUUUAUUAAUUAUAAUCGAAUUACUUCGAAAUACGAUUUUGAAAUCGCUAUUGGUCAAAAUUAUUUAGUUGGUAUGGACUUUAAUUAUAAGAAUGAUACCGAAUGGGUUAGUAUUGGGUACGAGGUCAACUAUAAUUUGGCGUUACGGGACGAUGAGGAGUUGGAAGUGCAUACAGCUCGAGCACACUUGCAUACUCCAUUUAUAAGUUUACCACGUUUGGAUGUUGAAGGUCGAUUGGAGAUUGAUGAGAACCAUUAUCGUGGUAAUGCCAGUUUGGAGACGAAUACAACUCAGAUUGACUUAACAGGAACGCUUGAGAAAGAUGAAGGUUUCCUAGACUCAAAUAUACGAGUAACAAUGACGUCACCAUUCUUAGUUAUUGAACCAACAAUUUUAAUAUUCAAAAAAGAUUAUUCUGAAGUGGAAAACUCCGUUGAAUUUGGAUUGGAAAAAGUUGCAUAUCCUGAUUAUCCAUUUAGAGUGGAAUUAAUGUGGCAAACACCCACAAAAGAUAAACUAAUCACUGCGAAACUACGAAUUCUAACACCUUCAGUUGUUUUACAUAAUUUCGAAGUAUCAUCAAUUAUUGAACGGGAUCUUCAAGAACAAUCUGCGUUUGCAAAAUUACGAUUUGAAGUGAAUGAUAAAGCUUUGGAAGUUAAUGGAACGUUAAAAGAUAAUGUUAUUCGAUCCGAAAUAUCAACAUUUAUCGAACCGUAUAAAUCGGUGUCCCUAGUUUUAAAUCAACGUCCUGAUUUAGAAAAGCCAGGAUAUUACAAUUUAGAAGGACAAAUGAUUGUUAAAAAGAAUAUUAUUGAAGUUGGGGGGGUUUAUGUGCUGCAAAAAAAUAUGUUAGCAUACUUUAAGAUCGAAUCGAAAAAUGGCGUAAGUUUGGUUUAUAGAAUCACUCCACAAACUGAUGGAUUCCAGUGUUACAUAAGUAUGAACGAUCCCAACACAAAAAUGGACUUUAAAGUGAUAUCACGAGUGGAAUUUAUCCAUAAAUUGGAUUGGUUUUUCAAAUUAGAGACGGAAUCGUCAAAUCCAAAAUGGAAUCAACUGGGACUAGAAACUGAAAUACGUUCCCCACAACCGCACAACAUAACCGUAAACAUGAACACCCACACUCAAUUACCGGGUUUGGAAACUAUCCAUGCCGAUUUUAACUUGCUAUUUUUACCAAAUCAUGCUGGUGUUGGCGUCUUCAACUACGAUAUCGAGAAAUAUAAAGGUACUUUGCAAGGUCAUUGGAAUUGGAUGAUUAUGGAAAAUAUGCAAUUUAAAUUACUCGCCGAUUAUAAAAUGCCAAAUAUGGAUAAAAAUUAUGAAACGCAUAUUUUUUAUAUUAAUCCGGAGCAUAAUUUAAGUAAUUUAACGGUGGGAGGUGAAUUUAAUGUCGAUAAACAUGAAUGGACAAUUGGUUCAAAUAUAACAUUUAUUUUGGGAUCUUCGAAUGAUCUUGACGGUGAAUUUAAUUUAAAACUACCCAAACCGAAUCCAGAAGUUCAUACAAUCCGUGGGGAAUAUCAUAAAUUUGAUGAUUUGAAAGUACAAAAUUUACGAGGUCUUUUACGAUACACAACACUUAACUCAUUAUUUAAAUAUGCAAUUUCCGGUGCGCUCAACAAUAAUGAGCGUAAAAAUGUAACAGGUGGUUUAAAAAUUGAAUGGGGUCCGAAAGCUUAUCAAUAUAUUGAUAAUAAUUUGAAAUUAUUCUUAUCAGAUGUCGGAUUAUAUAAUUAUCGAUACGAUCUUUUCACACCCAAAUACUUGAAGGAAAAUACAUUCACUACUUUUGGUACUUACGGUCGAUUCGAUAAAUAUCAUAAUGUCACAUUAAAUGUACGUCAACCAGAAAGUGUCGAAAUAUUCGCUACCCAAGUUGAUUACCAAUCAUUUUCCAAUAUGAAUGGUACCGUAAAUGCAACGACGCCAUUUAUAACGUUCCCAUAUAUUGGAGCUCAUUUCGAUGCCAAAGCCACAUCAUUCUACACGAAACGAUAUGUUGAAGCAUUCUGGCCAAAUAAUACAGCUAUUUUUGAUUCUAUUUACAAUUAUAUAUUUUCGAAAAAUAAUCGCGGAGGUAAAGGAAAACUCCAGAUUGAAGUACCUUUAACGACACGACAUUAUUUAACAUCGAAUUAUGGAUAUAAUGAAAAACCCAAUCACAAAGAUGGUUACGCCACAAUGGAUUACAACAACGUAAAUAUUGUAGAUGGAAAAUAUAAUUGUGAAUCGGAGUUACGAGCUGGUUUCCAAAAGGAUAUUAUUAAUUUGGAAGUGGAAAAUAAAUUACAGCCAAUUGGUAUCAACUAUGUCCAUCAAAUUGAUACGGAAGCGGCAAUCGAUGGUUUCGUACCAACAGUGGACUUCAAACGUGCUGAAAUAUUUAAGUUACAUAAUAAGACAACAUUUAACAUAACUAGUGAAUUUUCGGUUCAAUCAACACUCACCGGUGAAAAGUAUCGGUUAAUGGCACAUCAUAUGAAUCGUACGGUUGUUUUAACCACCGAUUAUGAUAUUUUGGAUCAACAAUUCUUGAAUAAGGCUCGCUUGGAUUUGGCACCAGAAAUUUGGUUUGCCUAUGAUUUGAAUUUACUUAACAAGACAUAUGAUUUAAACAGUGAAUCUCAACAAAUUGAACUCGAAUUAGCAUACCCGAGACGAAAUGUCACCGUACUUGGAUCAUACAAUGUUUCGAGUAAAAGUUUAGCCUCAGAUUUAUCACUGACAUGGGAUAAAUGGACCCAAUUAAAAACUGUUGAGGCUGCAUUAGAUUGGACAAAAGUUUCCUCUUAUCCAAAUCAUCAUCAAGCAAUGUUCGAAUUAAGACAUCCAUCAUUCGAAAAGAAUGUAACAUUUUUGGGUGAAUACAAAAGUGAUAAGACCAAUGUUGCCGAUGUCAAAUUAGAAGUUGAGUAUGCGCAAGAUCCAGAACAUAAAGUUGAAAUUGGCGCAAAUAUACAAGAUCAUUGUGUGGGUGAAUUACGGAACUAUACGUUUGGUAUAUUUGGAUCACAUCCAGCCACAAGAUUGGAAUUAAUGAUGAAAGGCGGAUUGGACUAUCGUACGAAAUUUUAUCAUACGUUUAAUGAAGCUGCGUAUAAACGCACGUAUUUACCGUUACAAUCUGGUGAAAGUUCUGCUACUGUCAAUGUUCGAGAAAAUGAAAUUGAGCUUAAGAAAGCCACCCAACGUGAUUUAACAUAUUUCUGGAUUAAAGGAGCCAGCUCUUAUCCCGUAUAUACCGUUAAUUCUACUCUUGUUUAUGGUCAAGAUACAGAUGGCAGAGCUGAAUUCUAUCUAAAUUUAAAAGAUAAAAUAAUCAGUUUAGAAGGAAAUCGAACGCCUGAUGCAACCGAAAGUAUACACAUGUUGGGUAAAAUACCAAACGCUCGCGGAGCAAUAUUCGAUUUCUAUCGUGAUUACGAUGAUAUACGAAUAUAUGACGUCACCUAUUAUUUACAAUUGAAUCAUUCACGAUUAAUUACAUCACGAUUAUUAUGGCGACCAGAAAUUAAGAAAGAUUUAAAAGAUAGUUUCAAACAAGCAUCCCAAAGUUUGUACGACAUGGCUAUCGAGAAUAUAGAAUAUUGGAAAUCGUAUAUUCGAUCUGAAACUGGUGAUGCUGUAUCAGAUAUUUGGGCAGAUGCUAAACCUUUAAUGCAAGGAUUCCUGGAUGACAUGAAUGAUUUGAAUGUUUUGGAAGAAGAUUUGGCGAAAUUCAAAUUAUUCUUAAACGAAUCUUACAACAACAAUGAAUUUUACAUUCAAGAUGCCGUCCAUUUUACAACAUACUUAAUUGAUGAAUUAGCCAUACGAGAUCACAUCGAAUCCGUGCCAGAAAUCGUUAACGAAAUAUGGGAAAUUAUGGGUGAAUCUGGUAAAGCAUUACGGAAAUCAUUACAAUGGCUUGUGGCAACAAUUAAGGAAUCGUACGCGAAAUUGGUACAAUUUAUCAAUGGGCUAAUGCACGGGGAAGCUUUAGAUCAAAUUUCCAACAUGAUGGAAUAUUUCAUAAAAAAAUAUGAUAAAUUUAUCAAAGAUUUGCAUGUAAUGUUUAUCAGUUAUGUAGAAAAGUUAUGGACGGAUACUUCUGUCAUGUUGAUCAAUCAUUGGAAUCGUAUGUUGGCAGCCAUUGAGCCAACAUUCUUGAAAUUUAUACAUUAUGGUGAAACGGUUAUUUGGAAUGCCAGUAAAGAAUUUUUAGAUUUCCUGUACAAACGUAAACAUGAAAUUGAAGAAUCACCAUAUUUUAUGCAUUUCGCAAACUUUACGCAAGAUAUUGAUCGAUUUUAUAAAGAUAUGAUCCAUAACAGUGUCAUAUCGAAUAUACGAAAAUAUUCGAAAAUUGUCUGGCAAUUUAUCAAAGAUAAAUAUUUCUCAAUGAUACCGUUUGGUAAAGAAUUAUCGAAAGUUUUCAAUGAAAUCGUUACGGAAUUACAAGAAUUAAAGAAAUUACCAUCGUUGCAAUUUUUAAUUACGAAAUAUGAUGAAAUGUAUGAUAAGUUGGUCUGGUUCUACGAGUACAUGAAAAUUGGAGAUCUGGUUCAGAAAGUUAUCACUGUUUUACAUAUGAAAAUCACGGAAAUUACACAAACUGCUUUGGAUCAAGAAAAUAGAUAUCGUGAAGCAAAAACGAAGUUUAUAUUCAAUCCAGAAACUGGUAUUAUGGAAUUAGAACAAAAAUUACCAAUGUCAUGGCAUGCAUUUAAUGAAACACCCAAAUUUAUGGAAAUACCAGAAAUUCGUGCUAUAAACGAUGCCCAAAAUUAUUUAGUUAUGUCCAAUAAGAGUUUCUGGAUGUUAUACUAUCAAUAUAAACCGUACACGGAACCACAUACUUGGGUACCACCGUUUGAUAGUUAUGCAAUGGUUGUUGGACCACAACAUUUUGUAACAUUUGAUGGGCAACAUUAUGAUUUUAGUGGAUCCUGUUCAUAUUUGUUGGCAAACGAUUUUAUGGAUAGUAACUUUUCGAUGAUCAUUAAUUAUAUCGUUAAGGAUAAAAUUGUUAAGCAUAAAAUUGAUCUUUUGAUUGAUGAUGUAUUGAUUGAGGUCGACUUAUUUGCAGAUAACGUUAAAUUAUUGAAGAAAGGUGUCAACACAAAAUUACCUUUACAAUUAGACAAAGCAUAUAUUUAUCGCGAAGCAGACACGAUAAUGAUCGAAAGCUUAAAGGGCUUCACAUUAAAAUGUAACUUAAAAUUCGAUAUAUGUAAAUUCCAUGUAUCCGGUUGGUAUUUUGGUAAGACAGCAGGUCUUUGGGGUACCAUGAACAACGAACCGCGCGACGAUCACUUAGCAUCAACGAAACGAAUCAACAAUAAUAUUGGACGAUUCGCUCAAAGUUGGUCAUUACAACCGAAAAAAUGCCGUUCAACAAAUAAUCAAGCGAAAAUUGCUACGGAACCAUUAAAUGAGAAUUUAACAGAACUUUGUGAGGCGUUUUUCAGGAGUAAAGUUUCACCAUUGAACACGUGUUUCCCAAUUGUGAAUGCGUUACCGUACUAUAAUUUGUGUAUGAAUUAUCCAAAUGGGGAUAACCGGACAUCAUGUACCGCGGCUGUCGCUUAUAUGGAGGCUUGUAAAUUGGAAAAUACUCCGCUUAGAAUACCAGAUGUUUGUGUACAAUGUCAAUUAAUAAAUGGUACAGAAGUUCCCGAAGGUCAAUUUUUGAACUUAGAUGCUGAAAGUGUACCAAAAUCAGCUGAUAUUGUUUUCAUUGUGGAGGCAAAAGAAUGCAAUGCAAAUAUUUCAACAAAACGGAACAUCAAUCAAGUUGUAUCGUUAAUCCAAAAAGAGUUGACCGAUUUGAAAUUAGCAAAUAAUCGAUACGCUUUAGUUGUGUUCGGUGGUCCUGGAAUUUAUAGUGAGCCACGAAGUAUCAUUGUCAACAAUCAAAUAUUUACAACACCGCAAGUGAUACCACAUUACUUCGAGAACAUACCAACCGGUAAUGGAAGUUCGGAUAUAUUCCAUGCAAUUAGUUUUGCCAAAGAGUUGAUAUUCCGACCUGGUGUUUCGAAAACAAUGAUUUUGUUACCGUGUACAGAUUGUCAAGCAGAUAAUAUGAAACUCGAUUACCCAGUCUUACAUCAAUUAUUACGAGAAAAUGAUAUCACUUUACAUAUUCUAAUGAACAAUGAUUUUGUUUUCCCGAAAUCACGUAUCAACAAAAUAUUCUACGGAAUUGAUAGUAAUACAGCGUAUACGAAGAAAGAUGUCAAAGAGUUGAAGGGAGACGCAGGUUUACGCCGACAAGUGAAAUUACCUAAAGCAGAUUUAGGAUUCUGUACACCUUUAGCAUUGGAAACAAAUGGGUCAGUAUUUACUGCAACAAAAUUACAGAAUGAUAAACGUGGAGCAAUUAAAAAAUUCGCAACAGUAUUUGCAAAACGUGUUGCACAAUCAGCAAUUCCAAAUAGUUGUCAAACAUGUGAAUGUACGGCAAACAGUGAUGGUACAUCUUACAUGGAAUGUUUACCAUGCGAGUAUCCAACGGCAUUAUCUAUUGAUUAUGGAUUCAAUGAAGAUGAUUCAUUCUUAUCGUACUUCCAAUCAACAACGGAUUUCGAGGAUGACAGCGAAGAGUUUGAAGAUUAGAUCUUACAUCGUAUUAUAUUUUUAAUAUUUAGGGUAUGUCUUCAUUGCCAGCGUCAGUAUAAUAUAUUUAAUUUAAUUAAGUUGAGACUCAAAUUUCUAAAUAAGUUGAGUUUUAUCUUAUCUUAAUUAGAAAAUAAAUUGCCGAUGCU
Messenger RNA from Chrysoperla carnea, 12956 nucleotides. RefSeq lists its product as uncharacterized. The transcript has 43 exons. Gene Ontology annotation, molecular function: lipid carrier activity. Gene Ontology annotation, biological process: lipid transport. NCBI's taxonomy places the organism in Eukaryota, Metazoa, Arthropoda, Insecta, Neuroptera, Chrysopidae. The coding region runs from base 139 to 12807 and encodes 4222 amino acids. The record is from RefSeq and is a predicted model, not a curated record.